Diachasma alloeum is the source of this 2440-nucleotide messenger RNA. RefSeq names its product E3 ubiquitin-protein ligase MARCH8. Gene Ontology annotation, cellular component: cytoplasm; lysosome; early endosome membrane. The coding region runs from base 1063 to 2010 and encodes 315 amino acids. Gene Ontology annotation, molecular function: MHC protein binding; zinc ion binding; ubiquitin protein ligase activity. The transcript has 8 exons. Gene Ontology annotation, biological process: immune response; protein polyubiquitination; antigen processing and presentation of peptide antigen via MHC class II. NCBI's taxonomy places the organism in Eukaryota, Metazoa, Arthropoda, Insecta, Hymenoptera, Braconidae. The record is from RefSeq and is a predicted model, not a curated record.
GUCGCCUCUUGGGUACAGUCGACAUAAUUGUAGACUUAUAAAUCUUAUAUCCAAAUUUUUCAAGCCUAAAUAAAUACCAGUUCAUAUUAUGCAUUAUUAAUACUACUGUCUGAAAUUACCCAAUGGAGUGGGCCAACUCGCACAAUAUUUUUGAUCAGACUUACGAAUAACGGUUAACCAAACGUGUCGUGUAUUAGUCCGAUUAGUUUCGUCAGUUGCUCCAAAAGACCAAGAACAAUAGACGCAACCUUCUUUUCACGUUCCCUUGGAAAGUUCUGGAAUGUUAACGUUGUAUCCAAAAAUAUUAAAAUUGAAAAAAUAUAAGUUUUUUGUUUUACAUUGAGAUUUUCGCAAGAUAAAUCGUGUUGUUUGCGUCGAUUUUCGGAUUGAACUAGAGGUGUCUCCAAAGAAGAUAAACUAAAGGCCUAUAGGGCAUCUCUCUAUGUCGGAAUGAAACAACACCAAGGCAGAAAGAUGGAAAAAAAUUAAUAAGGAAAAAAAAUAAACUCAUAAAGGCCUUCUGCUUGCGAGUAGGAACGCUUCAGUCGAUGGUGAAAAUUGCUCUUUUAUUAUUUUCAUGAAGACAUCAGUCUCCUCAAGUUCCCUGUUAAACGAAUAAAUGACGUUAUGAAUGGAUCGGAAGAGACGUGCAAAUUGUGGAAUUGGGUUGUAAAUUGAGUCCACUGAUCGAUUAACAACUUCCAGCUGUAACAAUGCAAAGAAAAUAGUUCGUGUCAUUGACUCGAUCCAAGUGUCAGAAUGUAAUUGAGGAAAAAGAUUGAAUAACAAGUAAAAAAAAGAUCAAGAGAAUUUAAAAUUUGCAUCGCAUUCGUUUUCAUCCUGUUGGUCUAGUGCUGAGUUCAAUCUCAUUCAUGUGCAUACGAGGCUAUGAGAAAAAAAUAUAUCCAACAGAAACUGAAAACGAGACGUGGAUGGUGUCAGGAAUCACUCUGGGAUUUCAUGGGCGAGUUGUAUCAUCAGCUGAGGAAGAGAUUUUUCUUUUCUGUUCAUGCCCCCAACAUGAUUUUAUCUAUUCCUCUAUUCUAGUUGAAUAUAACGUCGAUGGAGAAAAAUCAUGAGAAACUAAUGAAAAUGAGUUAUCAACAAAUUAAUGUUAAUCCGCCUGAUUGGCAGCCACCACACUCACUUAGUCCUUCCAAUAAUACAAGUCCAACUGGAGGUGAAACUCUGCCAGACUGGUCGCCAAGGGAACCUGCAUAUGCAACAGUUGUCACUGUUAUACCCAACCACUGUCAUUCUUCCGUCAGUACUUUGUCAUCUAGCAAUCAUGACAUUUGCCGGAUAUGCCACUGUGAGGGAGAAAUUGGUGCUCCCCUGCUGGCGCCGUGCUACUGCAGUGGAAGCCUGCGUUAUGUACAUCAGGCCUGUCUCCAGCAGUGGAUAAAGGCAUCGGACACACGGGCUUGUGAAUUAUGUAAAUUCACAUUCAUAAUGCAUGCUAAGACAAAACCAUUUUCCGAGUGGGAAAAACUCGAAAUGUCAGCACCUGAAAUCCGCAAAUUGUGGUGCGCCGUUGCAUUCCAUGCUGUUGCUGCAUUGUGUGUUGCCUGGUCACUCUAUGUUUUAGUUGAGAGAUCUGUUGAAGAGGCUCGAAAAGGAUUUGUCGACUGGCCGUUUUGGACAAAAUUGAUUGUAGUCGUAAUAGGCUCUACUGGUGGUCUUGUAUUCAUGUAUAUUCAAUGCAAAGCGUACAUUGAACUCUGCAGGAGAUGGCGUGCUUUCAACAGGGUCAUAUUCAUACAGAAUGCACCUGAGAAAGUGGUGCUUCCACCAUCUCCAACAGACUCUCUUCGUGACGUGACAUUACCAUUGAAAGAUCCCACUGCCUCAAUACCUGAGCUCAAUCGCACUCUAUUACCGAGAUCCUUAGAUCCAUCUUGUGCAUCAGAGUCAGGUAAGCCAGAAUCUACAACCCCAGCGCCGAAGCACGACGCACAGCUGAAGCUGUACGUUUUCGAUAAAUUAUCGUCAUCGGAGGAUAACCUGUAAUAAUUCUGUAUUUAUCAGUUGGCUUUCAUUAAUUAUCGUGUCAUGGAGAAGACAAAUACAUGCAAGUCAUAAUUUAAAAAAGAAACAGAACUGAUAUUUCACUAACGCGUGAACGAUGCUAAAAUAAAACGAGGUGCGUUGAAGGAAACGCGCAAACAAGAAAUUUGAAAAGAAUAAUUUGCUUCCAAAGAUGUAACUGAAGGGUUGUGUCUAGCACUCUCCUUCGAAGCACUUUUACUCGACCCUUAGUACUUCAGUGAUUAUAAAAUUGACAAAGACAAAAAAUAAGAUGCAGAGGGGCAAUAAGUGGAAUGUGAGUACGUUGGUUUAUAUAUACGAAUCACCUUUCUUAUUCUCCCUCAUCAGACAAUUAUGUACAUAAUUAUUGUAUCUGUGAUGUUAUUGAAUAAACUUUACCACAUUAAAACUA